Messenger RNA from Penicillium olsonii, 2550 nucleotides. The record is from the annotation of a GenBank genome assembly. NCBI's taxonomy places the organism in Eukaryota, Fungi, Ascomycota, Eurotiomycetes, Eurotiales, Aspergillaceae.
AUGGAAGGCCAACUACGUGAUGAGGCCGCGCAAGAUCGCGUGCGCUCGGCCACCGAAUUUCUCGAUCCGAACGAUGCCCGAGCACGCAGGCUGCUAUCCUCGCCGUUUGAUUAUUCGGUAGCUUUCGACACUGCCUUGAAGGCCGUCGUCAAAACACUCCCUGGACGUCCAAGCAAAGAAACAUCCGAUGACGCGAAUUAUUACUGUGCCUACGUUGGCGCAUUCGGAGAAUUUUCAUGCAACCCCCGCACCCUCGGAUCGCAACAAUUGAACCACAUGGUGUCCCUGGAGGGCAUUGUCACGAAGUGCUCUUUGGUUCGCCCGAAGAUUGUCCAGAGUGUUCACUAUGUACCCGCGAAAGAGCGCUUUGUUUCCAGAAAAUACCGCGAUCAAACGAUGACUGCCAGUGGAGCUACCACGUUGAAUGUUUACCCUCAAGAAGACGAUGAGAAGAAUGCUCUUAUUACCGAGUACGGUUACUCCACCUACCUCGAUCACCAAUCGAUUUCCAUCCAAGAAAUGCCCGAACGUGCCCCGGCCGGUCAAUUGCCUCGGAGUGUCGAUGUUAUUCUGGACGACGACCUUGUUGAUACCGCAAAGCCUGGUGACAGAAUCCAGCUGGUGGGAAUUUACCGUACGCUCGGUAACCGCAACGCAUCAAAUGGCUCGUCGACCUUCCGCACUGUGGUCAUGGCGAAUAAUAUUAUCCAACUGUCCUCGAAGAGUGGUGGAGGCAUCGCCGAGGCUACUCUUACGGAUACCGACAUCCGAAACAUCAACAAGAUUGCUAAGAAGAAGAAUGUCUUUGAACUACUAUCCAAGUCGCUGGCUCCCAGUAUCCACGGCCACGACUACAUCAAGAAGGCAAUUCUUCUCAUGCUUCUCGGUGGAAUGGAGAAGAAUCUGGACAACGGAACCCACCUUCGUGGUGACAUCAACAUCCUCAUGGUUGGUGAUCCUUCGACUGCCAAGUCUCAGCUCCUCCGCUUUGUGUUGAACACUGCACCCCUGGCAAUUGCUACUACCGGUAGAGGAUCUUCGGGUGUCGGUCUGACUGCCGCUGUAACUUCCGACAAAGAAACCGGCGAGCGCCGACUGGAAGCUGGUGCCAUGGUACUUGGUGAUCGUGGUGUGGUGUGCAUUGACGAGUUCGAUAAAAUGAGUGACGUCGAUCGUGUGGCUAUUCACGAAGUCAUGGAACAACAGACUGUUACAAUUGCCAAGGCCGGUAUUCACACAAGUUUGAAUGCUCGAUGCAGUGUUCUCGCGGCUGCCAACCCUAUCUAUGGCCAAUACGACCCUCACAAAGAUCCCCACAAGAACAUUGCUCUCCCCGACUCCCUACUUUCCCGUUUCGAUUUGCUGUUCGUUGUGACCGACGAUAUUGAGGACACUCACGACCGAAGGAUCUCCGAGCACGUUCUGCGUAUGCACCGCUACCGCCAACCUGGCACCGAAGAAGGUGCCCCCGUUCGUGAACAGCUCAACCAAACGCUGGGCGUGGGCACUGAUGAUCGCCAAGAUGCCAAUGGACCCAGCGAGGUAUUUGAGAAGUUCAACGUCAUGCUUCACGGUGGUAUGAUUGAUGCCGCCAACGCUGGUCGUCGCCGGGGCAAGAAUGUCGAGAUCAUCAGCAUUCCGUUCAUCAAGAAGUACAUCCAGUAUGCCAAGAAGCGUAUUCAGCCUGUUCUGACCAAGGGUGCCGCCGACCACGUUAUUGCGACGUACUCUGCUCUCCGAAACGACGAGCUUACUGGCAACAAGCGUCGCACAUCUCCCAUCACGCCGCGUACUCUCGAAACGCUGAUUCGUCUGUCUACGGCGCAUGCCAAGGCUCGUCUUUCUAGCCGGGUUGAGGAAAAGGAUGCCAAACACGCCGAGGCCAUUCUCCGUUUCGCGAUGUUCAAGGAAGUCGUCGAGGAUGAGCGCCGCAAGAGACGCAAGGUGACGUCAUUUGACGACUCAUCUGAUGACAGCGAUGCUGAACUUGACGAUGACUCCGAUGACGAUGACACCACUGCCCGCGCUACAUCGACCGCAACCCCAGGCAGACGUACGGGCCGGUCCCGUGGGACCGCACCGGCAUCCAGCCUUCCAGCCCCCGAUGAAGAUGAGGAUCCAGACAGCCUCUACACGGCAAGCCCUCGUGCUCAGCGAGUACGCUCCAGCCAAACAGCCCGGACCCAGACCCAGUCACAAAAUGAAGACUCCCAAAUGUCUCUUGUGUCCUCUCACCCAGCUUCACAGCUCAUGGAGACACAGACCGACUCACAAGGCACGUCCUCUACAGACACACCCAUUACCCCAGCUCGUAUGGCAGUCUUCAAGCAGACUCUGGGUCUGCUCAUGGGCAAGCGUGUCUUCGCGGAUAGUGAUACCAGCGCGGUGAACGACCUCAUUGAUGUCGUCAAUACCACGAUCCGAGAGUCACCCAAACACGGUGCCACACAGGUCUUCUCCCGUUCCGAGGCUAUUCAAGCCCUACGUGUCAUGAACGACGAGAACAUUCUGAUGUAUCUUGAAGAUGAUGACAAUGUGUACCGUAUUUAA